Messenger RNA from Syzygium oleosum, 938 nucleotides. RefSeq lists its product as uncharacterized. NCBI's taxonomy places the organism in Eukaryota, Viridiplantae, Streptophyta, Magnoliopsida, Myrtales, Myrtaceae. The transcript has a single exon. The record is from RefSeq and is a predicted model, not a curated record. The coding region runs from base 185 to 742 and encodes 185 amino acids.
UUUGGCAAACAAGAGGCGUGUGAAUGAUCGCCAAAUUUGAUGGACUGCUGCAGUUGAACCACCGCCUCGUGAACCAUUCUAUAAGUAAGGGCCUCUCUGCCUCUCAUCUUUCAUCUCUCAUCAUCCAGACAGCUAUUCCUCUGUCAAGACUGAAACAGAGUUGGGGGAAUAUACUAAACAGAGGAUGAAGAUGAGAAUGGCUCACGAGGGAAGGCAUCAUCAUGGUCCACAUCUUCGUCAUGGGAUGGGUGAGGGAGGUGGACAUGGGCUUCAUGGCGGGCAUGGUCCCCACGUAGGAGGACUUCUCUUCGGGCAUGGUCUCGGAGGGCAUGGGUUUCAUGGACAUGGGCGUCAUCUGAGGGGUGUUGUUGGACAUGGGGGUCAUGGUCAUGGUCAUGGACAUGGACAUGGGCGUCAUCUGAUGGGUCUUUUAGUCCAUUCGGGUCACGGUCACGGUCACGGACAUGGACACGGUCAUCAUAUGAGGGGUCUUUUAGUCCAUGGGCAUGGAUUUUUCAAACAUGGUCCUCAUGGUCAUCAUGGUCAUCGCCAUGGCCACUGUCAUGGUCACAAGGGGAGGCGCCAUGCGCAUGGCCGUUGCGGGAAGCGUCAUACCUGUGCGGGUCAACUGGUGCCGGAACAGGAACAGCAACAGGAACAAGAUGGGGAACAGGAAGUCGCGGCUGCGACGCCCACUCCGAUAACCGAGCAACUCGGUACUCUCGCUCUGACUGCGGACUAGAGAGGACGCUUGGAGUUGGGGCUUGGACAAUAACGACGCCGUGACAGCAAUAAUGUGUCCUGGGGAUUUCGUGCUUUUGGUUCCUCCCAAUAAACAGUACCAGUUUUAUCUUUUUGGGUUAAUUUGGCUGGAUGAUCAGAUUCAGCGGUUGAAAUGUUGUGGAGGUUAAUGGAAGUUUCUUCGUACUGUUUGUGUA